GCUCCGUGCCAAGGGACGCGGUCGACGCGACGGCCAAGUUCAAGUUGAACCAGCCGAGCGAUUCCGCAGGACCGUUUCGUCGCUCUGUCUCUCUCGCACCCCUAGACAGGGUGGCGAAAUGACUCACCUGCACCGCUCGGCAGCUUCUCUCGCUUCCCUUCUCACCUUGGCUCUGGUUCUUGCUCUGCCACAGGUCUGCUGCCUGGCCUGCCAACAUGCGUCCGCGCCUGCAGUGGUGGGCGGAGGAGGCCGAGUGGCUGGCCGCGCGGCUGGACCGGUGGCUGGCGGCGUGCCAGGGCCUCGGCCACGGCCUCGGCCAGGGCUACAGCAAGCUGCACUCCAGCGACAAGGCCGACAGGCCGGACAGGCCCGGCAGGCCGCCGCGGACGAGGUCUGCACCCGACGCCGCCGCCGUGCCCCGGAGCAACCCGUUGAAGGCAUGCGCCCAGCGGCUGCAGAGCAUCGGGCGCACUGCGCGGCCCGUCGUCGCCGGCACCGCCACCCUGGCCGUCGCCCCUGCAGCACAGUGUGCCGCCAAGGCGUGUUCCAGGCCACGCCGGCGCCAGACGCCUCAGCCGCCCAACACGCCCAACGCGGCCCCGACCGCCAUCGUGUUCGAAAAGUGCCGACCGCGGACCGGGCGCAGCACGUCGCCGUCCAUGCCCGCCGUGGACAUCGUGUACUACCCCUUCCGCGUGGAGAACUGCGUGGUCUGCCGGCAGCUGGGUGCCGCCCCCGCGUCGACGGCCACGUCGCUGGCCGCGGUGCCGUGCCCCCAGGAGGGCUGCUGCGCGCCCUACGUGCCCUCGCCGCAGGAGCGCGCUUCGGGGGCGUCGGGCGCGCUGCUCUUCCGGGACCACGUCGACCAGCCCCAGGAUGACGCCCUGCCUCCGCCACCGCCGCGUCCGAACUGCGGCGAGCGGGAGCCAGUCAUCUCCAUGAGCCAGGACUACAUCGAGGUGCGGUACCAGCCGCCGCCCACGCCCCCGAUGGAGGAGCAGCCGCCGCCGUCGUACCAGGCAGCCAUGCGACGCGCCGCCGUCUUCGACCGCCAGGGCGACAGCGUCAUCGGGGACCUGGCCUUGUUCUCGCCGCGCUUCGCCCGGGCGCCGACGCCGCGGUACAGCGCGUACGUGUACGGCCUGGAGGACGACGAGGAUGACGCGGAGGACACCAUCUACUCCCGCAACGACGUGCCCGCCGUGCUGGAGAGGGAGAUGGCGGCGUGGCAGGCGCCUCGGCCUCGGCCUCAGCACGCCUCCUCGGCGCGCUACCGCAGCCGCAGCAAGUUCUCCAGCGUCAUGUACGAGACGCAGCGCAUGUUCGAGGAGGCCUUCCACGUCUCUGCCGAGGAGGUCCCCGUGGCGGUGCAGCUGCCGUCGCGAGGCCGCCAGGUGGGGCCGAGGCCGUGCGGGCAGGGUGCAGGCAUGACCAGGGCGUGGUCCCUCCACGACCCGCACCGCGGCCCCAGCGCCGCCUCCACCGCGGGGCUGCGCGAGGUGGACAUGCCCCACGGCGGCCUCGGCCCCGGCCUCCGCAGCCUGCUCAGCAUCCGACGGCGGCCCGGGGGCGGCGCGGGGGCGGCGACGGGCCGUCCCUGUGGCGGCGCGGCUGGGGCGCAGGCCUCGGCCAGCGGGGCCAGCACCAGCCGCGGCCGGCAGCAGAAGAAGGUGGUCGUCGGAGAGCGCGGCCUGCGAGGGCCGGUGUGGCCGAGAGUCAUCUUGACGUUCGACCGCGGCGUGACGCCCUACCAGCCCUACCAGGCGCGGUGAACGCGGCGGUGAAGCCCCAGCCCCACCCAUGUGCCUUCAGCUCGGACGGUCCCCGCAUCGUGUGGAAUGCGUCCUCCUCCUCUUCUUCUUCUCAAAGCCGCCGAGCCAAGUCCCUAAACGGCGGACGACGAAUGAAAUUCUUUGCCCCAAGCCACGCCUGAGCAAAGCCAGGGCAAAUCAACGGG
This is a messenger RNA of Thrips palmi, 1957 nucleotides long. Its product is annotated as atherin-like. The transcript is spliced from 2 exons. Lineage: Eukaryota; Metazoa; Arthropoda; Insecta; Thysanoptera; Thripidae. Bases 216 to 1772 code for a protein of 518 amino acids. The record is from RefSeq and is a predicted model, not a curated record.